This is a messenger RNA of Styela clava, 2155 nucleotides long. NCBI's taxonomy places the organism in Eukaryota, Metazoa, Chordata, Ascidiacea, Stolidobranchia, Styelidae. The record is from RefSeq and is a predicted model, not a curated record.
UGAACAAAAGAUGUUGGGUCAGCAAAAAAUGAAAUCCGAUGAAAUAUGAAGAAAUAAACCAGAAAGAGUUGGAAUGGUUUUUUUUGAAGCAAAGGACGAUUAUGAAAAGAACAGAACCCAUGAACUUAUUUCUACGAAAAUCAAGAAAAGGUUUAUUGUCGUUACGGUCCAGCAAUUUGAUGGUCACUGAAGCGUCACUUCGUAGAGGCGGCAAACCAAGAUCGACCGCACAAACCUUGAGUGUGUAUUCUGGUAUCUUCUCUCUGUCGAGUCUAAACAAAAAGAUUGAAAAUAAAUGAUGAAAAGAUUGUAACAAAGCAAGAUCGUUUGCAACUAUCCGUUCACUACACUAUCAGAUGAUUGAACAAUAUUUGCAUUAUAAGCAGGAUGGGAUCUGAGACCUCUAAUACACUUGGACCAGUCAUUAGGAAAUUAACUUUCAAAUUAUGUGUUAUUCAUGAAAUAUGAAUUCAUUCUUCGGGAGUUUCUUUUUGUACCAGUUUUCGACAAUUUUUGGCAUUAAAUGUUUUAAAAUUAGUCAUGAUCGCCAAAAAUUGUUUAAAGUACAUUUAUUGCACAUUUAGCUAGUUAAUUGUUAACCAAGUUAAAUUUUCUUUCCAAUUGUGAUUCGUACUUCGGAAAAUAAAUCACUCAUAGUGAGAUUUUAUUGCCCUGCAUUGAGCAGACUAUUUCUCCCAGGCCAUAAUGCAAUUAACACUAUGCCUAGAGGUGCAAAUCACCUUUGUUAAUAUGUUUGACUGAUUCAAUCCGCUGUUUGUUAUUCAUGCCAUAUAAUUUAAUGUUAGUUGGAGUUAUCAUAAUGGGGUAUGGGAGACAUUGAGCUUAUAAUAAAAAUAUGUAUUUGCAGGGUAGAGGAAGGGAGAUAAGAUGGCCUGAUUAUAUGGCGUCCUAUGGUCUUCCAACUGGUUACUAGUCCAUGUUGAGUAUGAAAAUACUUCUUUUCAAGUGUAUGGAUUUAAAUGUCAAAGCUUUAAGACAAAUCUGGGAGAGUAGGGGUCAAGAUGCUUGGAUACGAGAGAAAAUAGUUCUGAGAGAAGGCGGAAGAACAUCAUUAGAUCUGAGUAAUGAGGCCAGAGGAAGAAUACCAAAAGCUGUUUUCACUUUGAAAGAUUUGAAUGAGUUAUACAUGUGGAGAUGCGACAUAAAGGUCUUUCCCAAAACUCUAUGUUGCAGACUCAAGUAUCUCUCCGUUUUAAACCUCAGCAGAAACAAGAUUCCAGCCAUACCAACAAGUAUUACGGAAUUGAAGAAUUUGGAAGACCUUGAUUUAAGCCACAACUUAAUCACAGAAAUUCCGCAAGAAAUUGGAAAACUACAAAAACUUAGUUUACUUCACUUGAAUUUUAAUUUCAUUCUCGAGCUACCGGAAGAAAUCUGCGACUGUAAACAUUUGAAAAUAUUCAAUGUAAUGUCAAACCAAAUCGUGAAGUUGCCGAAACAAUUGCACAAUCUGACAUCAUUGAUUGAAUUUGAUUUAUCAAAAAAUAAGCUCUCUGGCACACUCGAGUGUUCCGUGGGAAGAUUAUCAGCAUUGGAAUGGCUGGAUAUAAGCCAUAAUCAGAUUUUGGAAUUGCCGAGUGAAAUUGGAAACCUAGUACAACUGAGGUCAUUGUACUUGCAGAACAACAUUGUGACAUCACUACCAGAUGAAUUAUGUUCUGGAUUAUGCAUAUAUCUCGAUACUUUGAAUGCAAACAAUAAUUGUUUGCAAACAAUACCUAGAAAUAUUGGGCAUUUGAAAAGACUGAUGACUUUCUGGUGUGCUGAGAAUGACCUUGAAACUUUGCCAGAUGGAUUGUGUGACCUUCAAAGACUAAUGACCCUUGACCUUUCUGGAAAUAGACUCAAAAGCAUUCCAGAAGACUUUGGUAACUUGACCCAACUCACCACAUUGUGUUUGAAAGAAAACAAUUUAAAAUCUUUACCAAAAUCUUUGUCAAAUCUUGAAUGUUUAAAAAUUCUAGAUUUGAGUGAAAAUCAAAUUUCUGGGAGUUUAGUUGAAGUUUUGGGUAAAAAUUUGUGCAAAAAUUUACCAGUUUUACAUCAGGAUGUUAAAAAUAACCUGCAAGAAGGUUUGUAUUUAUAUGGAAAUGAUAUUAGAAUUGAUUAAAUCACAAUAAAUAAAAGCCUUAAG